CGCGGGUCGUCGCCCAAUUGUGCGAGCGGGCGACGAAAGGGUUUCUCUUGUGGAAGGCCAUGAGCGUGAAGGAAAAAUUGGGCAUUUACGACAACAUCAUUUGUCAACUGGAGGCUCUGAAAGACGAACUAAUCCAGGCCCACGUGGAGAUUGGAAACCCAAUGUACAUGGCGGAAUUCAACUACUAUGGAACUCUGGACAAUAUUCGCCACUACCGGUCAAUUCUGGACACGAGGCCCGCCGGAAAAAUGCCUGUUCAGAACGUCAGCUCACAGAGUACUGACGAAAUCUCUAUGGUGGUCAACGAACCGUUCGGACCAGUGUUGAGCAUAGCCGCGUGGAAUGCGCCGCUGAUUCUUGCCGCGCGCGCAAUAUUUGCUCCACUCACGGCGGGAUGCUCGGUAAUCGUCAAGUCCAGCGACCUGUCUGCCAGAAUCGCGCAUCUCAUCGUCCAGGCAUUGCUGGACGCUGGAGUCCCCAAAGACGUGUUGACGUUGGUGCAUUGCGAGUCGUCAAGAUCCAAGGAGAUAGUUGAAGCGCUCAUCGCAAACAGAAACGUGAAAAAGGUCAACUUCACCGGGUCCACCCGUGUUGGCUCCGAAAUAGCAGCCGUGGCAGGAAAACAUAUCAAGCCCGUGCUGCUGGAACUCGGCGGAAAAAACUGCUCCAUCAUCCUGGACGACGUCGAAGACCUUGAAAAUGCUCUUCGGUCCAGCCUGUGGGCCAGCUGGGCCCACAAGGGACAAAUCUGUAUGUGCACAGACCUGAUUUUCGUCUCAGAAAAAAAAUAUCCACAGACUGUCAAGAUUCUCCAGAAAAUUGCAACCGAAACCAUCGCCAACGACAAAACCUUGGCGAUGCCACAAAGAACGGCUGCCCACGCGGAGUCGGGGAAAAAACUGAUCAGCGAGGCGUUGCAACAGGGCGCAAAGUUGCUCGCUGGCACCUUAGAUUUUUCUGCCACCAACAAGUUCGCCCCGGUCAUUCUCACGGACGUCACGCCGGAAAUGAAGAUAUAUACCACAGAGACUUUUGCGCCAGUUGUGUGCUUGGUGAAAUACAAAGACGUGGCGUCGGUCGCGGACAAGGUCAAUGCGCUGGACCACGGGCUAAAGUGCUCUAUUUGGACCAGCCAGGGUCUCGCAGCAUACAAACUGGCCGGCCAGAUAGACUGCGGAUCUGUCCAUGUGAACAGGCCGACCGUCCUGGAUGAGCCGCACCUUCCUCAUGGCGGCACCAACAAGUCCGGCUACGGCAGGUUCAACUCUCACUGGGGGGUUUCUGAGUUCCAGUAUCCUAAACUACUCACCAUCAAAGUGUGAUUACAUAAGCACGAAAAAUGCUAAAAUAUCAGACGAUUGGGUGUGCAAAUAAAUUAAAUGCUUUUUAGAAGACCGAUUGGACGGGCCUGUGUGCGGCCUAUUUUUGCGCCCACCACGGCUGUUAGAGGCUUUCAGUCCGUGUACCAUGUGGAGAGUCCGAUCAUAGACGACUCAAAACUGGAGAACAGGAUUCUGGGCCGCGCAUACAACAAGUUUGUCCCCACGCACGGCUUCACAAAGCAGUCUGUGGACCUAGCCAUUGCUGAUUUGCAAUUGAGGCCGGAGAACCUUGGAGGGCUGUUUGGAAUAGGAUUACAGGUUUCGGAUGUGGUCAAUGAGCUGAUAAUGUACCAUCUGAAGCACACUAGAGCCAAUUUGAGCAGGUACCACGACGAGGCCGGGAAGCUGGCCACCGAGGGAGCAAAAGUGCGGUUUUACAUGCAGAAGAGGCUGCUGGACAACGUGCCGAUUAUCAAGUAUUACCACCAGGCACUCGGGCGCAUGAUUUUGCCCACGAACCUGGGCAUCUUUCUGACAGAGCUACACAAUCUUUCGGACGACAUCACGUACUACUCAGGAGACAAAUCGAACGAUUUUGCUUGGUAUUCCAAACGGUUUGCUCUUUCAAGCGUCUUUGUGCAAUCAGAGCUGUUUAUGCUGGGCGACACCACGCCCGACUAUUCUGCUACUAUCAGUUUCAUGAACGAUAGAGUGUCCGACAUCGACACGCUUGGAUAUGCGUACAAUUCGAUGAAGGAGUGGGCGAUUUUCAACGGAAUCAGUCUUGUCAACCUCAUCAAAAGCCAGUUGGCGCGGGGGUGAACUUAUUCAGUGAUAUAUAGGCAUGAUCAUGCGCUUUGAGCACUCAUUAUUACACCCUGUAAUUUGGAGAGGUCUUGCUGGCGCUGCUGAAUUUUCUCCUCAACACGCUUGAUGUCGCUGCUAAUAAACUCAAUUCUCUUGUCGACGUUCAGAUUGGCCUCUGCGUUGUCCUGCGGCAGCAAAACAGGCCCCACAAGCUUGUAGAUUUUGGCGUCGUCGUCAAGGGUGUCGAACUCCUGUUUGACAAUCUUGUUCUCCUGGAAUUGCGUCUCAAGCUUCUGUCUGGCUCGCACAAGCUCUGUAAGCUCGG
Molecule: messenger RNA, 2454 nt
Organism: Ogataea polymorpha
Lineage: Eukaryota; Fungi; Ascomycota; Pichiomycetes; Pichiales; Pichiaceae
Exons: 1
Coding region: 60-1322 (420 amino acids)
Molecular function (GO): succinate-semialdehyde dehydrogenase (NAD+) activity
Source: RefSeq, a predicted model, not a curated record